AUGGUAGAAGGAGCAUGGCGUGGAGACAACUGAAAAAGCGAGCUCUGGAUGCUGUAGUCAUCCUGGGGGGUGGAGGACUUCUCUGUGCCUCCUACCUGACAGCCACAGGGGAUGAGCGUUUCUAUGCUGAAUACUUGAUGCCGGCUCUGCAGAGGCUGCUGGACCCAGAGUUAGCCCACAGGCUGGCUGUUCGCUUCAUCUCCCUGGGUCUCCUUCCUCGAGCCACAUUUCAAGACUCUGACAUGCUGGAAGUGAAAGUCCUGGGCCAUAAAUUCCGAAAUCCAGUAGGAAUUGCUGCAGGAUUUGACAAGCAUGGGGAAGCUGUGGAUGGCUUAUAUAAGCUGGGCUUUGGCUUUGUUGAGGUAGGGAGUGUGACUCCUAAGCCUCAGGAAGGAAACCCCAGGCCCAGAGUCUUCCGCCUGCCCGAGGACCAAGCUGUCAUUAACAGGUAUGGAUUUAACAGCCACGGACUCUCAGCGGUGGAACACAGGUUGCGGGCCAGACAGCAGAAGCAGACCAAGCUCACAGAAGAUGGGCUGCCACUGGGAAUAAACCUGGGGAAGAAUAAAAUGUCGGUGGAUGCUGCUGCAGACUAUGCAGAGGGGGUUCAGGUCCUGGGCCCUUUGGCCGACUACCUGGUAGUGAACGUGUCCAGUCCCAACACAGCUGGGCUGCGGAGCCUUCAGGGAAAGGCCGAGCUGCGCUGCCUGCUGACCAAGGUGCUGCAGGAGAGGGAUGCCUUGAAGGGAGUGCAGAAGCCGGCAGUACUGCUGAAGAUUGCCCCUGACCUCACGGCUCAGGACAAGGAGGACAUUGCCAGUGUGGCCAGAGAGUUGGGCAUCGAUGGGUUGAUUGUCACGAACACCACAGUGAGUCGCCCUGCUGGUCUCCAAGGUGCUCUGCGCUCUGAGACAGGAGGGCUGAGUGGGAAGCCCCUCCGUGAUUUAUCAACUCAGACCAUCCGGGAGAUGUAUGCGCUCACUCAAGGCAGAAUUCCCAUAAUUGGGGUUGGUGGUGUCAGCAGUGGGCAGGAUGCGCUGGAGAAGAUCCAGGCUGGUGCCUCCCUGGUGCAGCUGUACACGGCCCUCAUCUACCAGGGGCCACCUGUGGUGGGCAGAGUUAAGCGGGAGCUGGAGGCCCUCUUGAAAGAACAGGGUUUUAGCCGAGUCACAGAUGCCAUUGGAGCAGAUCAUCGGAGGUGAGGAUGCUUGACAGAAAUCCAUGACUGGAUCAUGUGAAGAAGGACUCUAAAGCCAUGUCUCCCAAACCAAAGCUUAGCAGGACUAUAACAGCCAAUCAUAAGGGGGUCACCAGAGUCAAUGGAGACUUUUUUCAAUUGGUUGCUCAAACAUAAAUUUAUAGUUGUGCUUCUUUCUGGAUCCAAAUCCUAGGAUCCUUCAAUUUGUAAGGAUAUUGAAUAUUUUUGGGGGAAAUCAUGGAAAAGAUAAAGUCAUUUAAAUCCUGGCUUUGAACAUAUCCUCUUUCUGUAGAGCCAGGGCUUUGUCCAGUGUUGCAGGUCUUUCCAGGCCAUACUCCCUGGAUCUGCUGUGGGCUUCCCAGGACCAUGACUUUCAUUUUGUCACUGUUUUUAUUUAUCUUAUAAUUUUUAACUUUAUUUUGAAACUAUUUCAAACAGACAAAAGUUGUAAGAAUGGGGCUGGCCGUUGGGGCUCAGUGGUAGAGUGCUUGCCUAGCAUGUGUGAGGCACUGGGUUCAAUCCUCAGCACUACAU
This is a messenger RNA of Urocitellus parryii (Arctic ground squirrel), 1732 nucleotides long. RefSeq names its product dihydroorotate dehydrogenase (quinone) (gene Dhodh). Gene Ontology annotation, cellular component: mitochondrial inner membrane; cytoplasm. The record is from RefSeq and is a predicted model, not a curated record. Gene Ontology annotation, biological process: pyrimidine ribonucleotide biosynthetic process; 'de novo' pyrimidine nucleobase biosynthetic process. Lineage: Eukaryota; Metazoa; Chordata; Mammalia; Rodentia; Sciuridae. Gene Ontology annotation, molecular function: dihydroorotate dehydrogenase activity.